UGCGGACGUUGUUCGUUUUUUGCUUCGUCGCUUCGGUUCAGUUUGAACAGACGUCUUCGCGGGACUUUUUCGAAGCCAGCAAAUAGACUUAUCGGGCCCAGUGUCUGAGUUCGAGUUCGUGUUUGAGAACUAAAUUCAAGUUCAAGUGCAAGUGAAUGCUAGUUGUGAAUGAAGCGAAUUAAACAAGGAAUUUUUCUGCAUAUUUCGUGUUUGUUCGCAGUUAUUAGUUAGUUGUUGCGUGCCGAGGGAAGGGGCAAAGAACCCAGCAAACCCUUUAAUCAAUUUUCAUUUAUUGGCAGGCUUCAGCUGAUUUGAAUAUUUUUCCAAAACACCCAAACUUGAUUAGAUUGAGCGCGUGUGUGUGUGUGUGUGGUGUGUGUGUGUGGUGUGUGUUUGCCAUGUUUAACAGUCGCCUGCCGCAAGAGGCGUGAUCGAAAGUGACAUUUUUCAUAAUUUUUCGAUUUACAUGCCUUCGCUCAUCAGAAUUUUACGUACCAAGUAGCUUGUGGCCAAAAUAAACUCAACCAAAGGCUUGUGUAACCAUUAGCAAAGAUGCUUUUAAAGUGGCUGCUGUUCAGCUUGUGCAUAAUGCCGGCCAUGUUCAGCAAUACGAGAAGGAAGUGCCCCAUGGAAUGUAGCUGUAGCAUUGAUGAUUUGAAUCGUUAUCAGGCCAUCUGCACGAAAGGUGGGUUGAGCUCCUUAUCUGCGAUUCAGCUGGAUGUUGACGUGAAGGUAAUCAUUAUACGUGGACCUCGUAACUCUAUAACCAUUGGACCGGCACUGCGUCAGUUUAUGCAGCUGCAAGAGUUACGCAUCACGGAUUGUAAUCUGCCAGCGAUUGGGUCGGAGUCCUUUUGGGGCCUUAAAUAUCUGCGCAUAUUAGAUCUAUCGAAGAAUAACAUCACAAACAUAACGGAGAAUAACUUUCGUGGUCAGGAUAAUCUGCAUGAAUUGGAUUUAUCAAAAAAUAAAAUUUUACGCAUGGCCAGCUCAACAUUUCGCCAUCUGACGGAUCUGCGACGUCUUAAUUUGGGCGAUAAUUCAAUUGUGGAGCUCGUGCAGCGCAACUUCUUCAUGCUGAGCAGACUCAAGUACCUGGACUUGAGCGGAAAUCCGCUGCAGGAUUUACAGCCGGAUGUCUUUCGCGAUGUCUCCGAGCUGAAAGUGCUCAAGUGCCGCAAUUGUCAGUUGAAAAAAAUCAAUCCGCAAUUGUACAAUUUAUUGCCGCUUUUAACCGAAUUGGAUAUGGGACGCAACGAGUUCAAAUUCCUUGACAAGGAUGAAUUCCGCGACGUGAAGCGUCUCACAAAAGUUUUACUCGAUGGCAAUCAAUUGUCUGUGGUCGUCGACCAACUCUUUCGCAUGCAGAAAAGUCUUAAUCACUUGGAUUUAUCGUAUAAUCGGUUGGCCAAAGUACCGAAUGAUUCGUUCCUUCAGCUGACCAAUCUCACAUUUCUCGACCUCUCCUACAAUAAGCUGGUGCGUCUGGAGCCGCAGUCAGUGCGCAGCUUAAGCAACUUGAGGUCGCUGAACAUCAGUGGCAAUGUCCUUAUGGAUUUAAAGGAUAUGCAUGAAACAUUUGAGCUGAUACCGGAUCUAACGCAUUUGGCUAUUGCGGAUAUGGGUCAACUGCCGGUUGGAUUGCUAAAACCUUUUCGACAGUUGCGCUAUUUGAAUAUAUCCGGAAAUUCAUUGGACAACAUGGCAUUGCAGGUCAUCGAUCCGUGUCGACAGCUUGAGUUUUUAGACCUAUCACGAAAUCAAUUAUAUGGCAUCAAUGCGGAUACGGCGCUACGAAUUCAGGGUAUACGCAAUGUGAGGCUGGACAAUAAUCCGUUGAUAUGCGAUGAAUGCCAUAUGGGAAAAUUAAUAAAUGUCGUGCGACAACUGCAGUGGAAAUGGGAUACGUAUCCAAUUUGCUUUUUGCCAAAAAAUUUGCGUGGCGCUGAAAUAAUUAAUUUGGACAUUGGCGGGCUGCACACGUGCCUCGAUUACAUCAGCGACGAGGAACAGAAUGCGGCAAGCACUUCAUAUAACUUUCUCGAACAUGGCGGUCUUAAUACUUUGGCUAUUUUGGGUGGCAUCAUCUUUGUGCUGCUUGCCGUCAUAAUCCUAUCACUGGUGGCCUGUUUCUCCAAGAAUCGAGCACGCUACUACACCAGAGAGGAUCAUCUGAAUGGCAGCGAGAGCAAAUGUUUGGAAAAGAAUUUGGAAGCGACCACAAUAACGACACUGGGCAAUGGCAGCUCACCGACAACAACAACCACUUUGACACUCGCCACAUCGCCAGCAGAAGCAACCGCGGCAACAGCAACAACCCCAACAGCAACAACAAUGGCAACACUGGCAACCAACACAAGCACAACAAAUGGUCAUAUUCAGAGUACAGCAAAUGGCAGCACGCCAUCGCAUGCCGCAAGUGGUGGCGGCAAGGAAAUCAACUUUACAUUUCCCAUUGAUGAUCGUGUUUGCACCAUUGAUGAACUAGUGCUGCCACCGGCGCCGCCGCCACCGGCCGUUGCCCAAGUGCAUCCACAUCCCAGCAUGGGUCGCCUAAUGUACAGUGCAUCGCAUUCGCCCAACAACAGCAUGAGCAAUUGUGCAACGGCGCUGGCAGCGGCAUCAGCGGCCGCAACGGUAAUUCCAACUGGUGCCCCAUCGCCCAUGUUGCCAAUGGUAUCGGGUGCCGCUGAGGCUGUGGUUGUGGUGCUGCCACCACCGGCACAACCAUCGGCGACGCAGCAGCAGCAGCAGAUGGGUAGUUUGGCCAGUCUGCGCGAGGUGCAGCAGCAGUUGGUGCAUUUGAGCAGUACGCUGGAGCCACUGGUCAGCGUUAACUGACCCAGGAGCUUAGCACCACCAGCAGCAGGAGCCGCCUCAACCGCAGCAUCAGUGGGUAAGUUUGCCAAGCAAACAUUCGGCACGACAGCGACGUAAGCCACAGGAGAGUUUCCCACAGGACCUGAGCAAUAGCUCUUCGGCAAACGUGGCGUAUAAUUAAUGAGCGUUUUUUUGUUUUUUUGGUUUGUUUUCAUUGGGGUCAAAGUGAUGUGAAGUAAUUGGGAUUUGAGUUCUAGUAAUUAAGUUCAUUUAUCAUUGUUGCGCAUUCCCCCCUUCAAAACGCCAGAGCUUUGAGAAUGUCUUCAAAAAUAAACUUAAAAAAAAGUUCGAGUAAAUGAAGACAUUUGCUUUUGAAGCUGUUUAAACUGGGGAAGCGUGGGGGAAGGAGAAUGUAAGCACACACAAUACGCAUUUCGAUCUUUGAGCAUUUUCCAUACAUACCCAUGUGUACUGCCAUUUUGCUGUUAAUGAUAAAUAUUGCUCAUACGCAGUGUAUUACGAGCGUUUCAUUUAUAUCGUAGUUUUAUUUAUAAAACACUUUUUUUAUAUAACUCUGCAUCUGUGUGUAUACAAAAUUGUGGACAUCACUGAAUACACAAUUAAUUAAAAGAAAAUAAAAACAAGUAGGCAGCUAGUUCGUAAGCAAAAAAUGACACACAUUUUAAAUGUGAUCAAAGUAAAUUUUGUAAAUAAAACCAAGAAGUUGAAUGGAAUUCUUAAUAAGAGCAAUGCGAAGAAACUGAAAUGAUUAAUGAUUAUGAAAUUAAUUGAAAACUGUACAUUUGGCAAAUGCGAUUCAAAAUUGAGCAGCCGCUGUUUUGUUUAGGCUAACCACUAAAUUAUACAUUUUCAUAAGUUUUCGAUUAUAAGUAAGUACGUAAAAAUUAGCACUUAGCUAGUUGCAUAGAUUUUAAACACAUAUACAAAAUAAAAUCACUAAAUUAUAAGAAAUACAAAAAAAAAUAUACAUUAGAAUAUGUUUAUUAGCAUACAAAUGAAAAUAACUCCAAUCAUUUAAAUGUUCACAACUGAAACCCAACCAUUUAACCCAAACGAUUUAUUUUUAUUCAAUUUCCAAUAAAAAGAAGAACAAAAGCUUCUGUAAA
This is a messenger RNA of Drosophila grimshawi, 3947 nucleotides long. Its product is annotated as leucine-rich repeat-containing protein 15. Bases 553 to 2841 code for a protein of 762 amino acids. The transcript is spliced from 15 exons. The record is from RefSeq and is a predicted model, not a curated record. NCBI's taxonomy places the organism in Eukaryota, Metazoa, Arthropoda, Insecta, Diptera, Drosophilidae. Gene Ontology annotation, molecular function: protein binding.